AUGGACUCUUUCUUUGUAGAGGGAGCUCAAGUCUGGCUGAGGCAUAAAGAGCAGCUUCUCCCGUCCACCGUCAGCUCCUGCGAUGAGUUGUCGAUGGUUCUCACCACAGAAUAUGGGAAGGUGAUUUGUUUACAAAGGGAGGAUCUGAACAGAGAGACGGCGUGCCCAAUGCACCCCAGCAGCAUCCAUGGAGUGGAAGACAUGUCCACACUUUCAGAGCUGCAUGAAGCUGCCAUCAUGCACAACCUCUUUCUGCGCUACCAGAAAGACAACAUUUAUACCAACAUAGGUUCGAUUCUUGCUGCAGUAAACCCGUAUAAGCAGAUAGCAGGCCUGUACGAUGCUACGGCAGUGGACUUGUACAGCAAACACCAGAUGGGGGAGCUGCCUCCUCACAUCUUCGCUGUGGCCAACGAAUGUUACUGCUGCCUGUGGAAGAGACACGACAGUCAGUGCGUCCUCAUCAGUGGGGAGAGUGGUGCUGGGAAGACCGAGAGCACCAAGCUGCUGCUGAAGUUCCUCUCAGUGAUGAGUCAGAACUCGUCCGGUUCACCUCUGUCCGAGAGGACCACCAGGGUGGAGCAGGCUCUCGUCCAGAGCAGUCCCAUCAUGGAAGCAUUUGGGAACGCAAAGACUGUUUACAACAAUAACUCCAGCCGCUUCGGGAAGUUCAUUCAGCUGCACUUUUCACAGAACGGAAACAUUCAGGGAGGCUGCAUCAUCGAUUAUUUGCUGGAAAAGAACCGUGUGGUUCGUCAGAAUCCCGGCGAGAGAAAUUACCACAUCUUUUAUGCGCUGUUAGCAGGGGCCGACAGAGACCACAGAGACUUGUACCUCUUGUCUGAAGGUCCUGAGUCGUAUCACUACCUGAGCCAAGCAGGCUGCGUACAGGAUGGUAGUCUGGAUGACAAGCAGCUCUUCAACAGUGUGAUGGAAGCUCUUAAAGUGAUGGCAUUCACGGAGGAGGAGAUCAGAGAUGUGUUCAGGCUCCUGUCUGCCGUCCUUCAAAUGGGCAACAUUGAGUUCAUGACGGCCGGUGGAGCUCAGAUCACAUCAAAUGGAGUGGUCAGUAACGUCAGCGAGCUGCUAGGCUUGGACUCCUUCCAGCUGUCAGAGGUGUUGACCCAGCGCUCCAUGAUCCUCAGGGGGGAGGAGAUUUGCUCCCCCCUCACCGUGGAGCAGGCAUUAGAUUCGCGGGACUCCAUUGCCAUGGCGCUUUACUCGCAGUGUUUUUCCUGGAUCAUAAUGAGGAUCAAUCAGAAGAUCAAAGGGAAGGACAACUUCAAGUCCAUCGGCAUCCUGGACAUCUUCGGCUUUGAGAACUUUGAGGUGAACCGGUUCGAGCAGUUCAACAUCAACUACGCCAACGAGAAGCUCCAGGAGUAUUUCAACAAGCACAUCUUCUCGUUGGAGCAGCUGGAGUACAACAGGGAGGGGAUCCAGUGGGAAGCCAUAGACUGGAUGGAUAACGCAGAGUGUCUGGAUCUCAUAGAGAAGAAACUGGGCAUGUUGGCUCUUAUCAACGAGGAAAGUCGCUUCCCCAAAGGCACAGACUACACCCUUCUGGAGAAGCUCCACAGCCGACACGCAGCAAACCAGUACUAUGUGAAGCCCAGAGUGACCGACAACCAGUUUGGCAUUAAGCACUAUGCUGGAGAGGUGUUGUAUGAUGCGCGAGGAAUCUUGGAGAAGAACAGAGACACCUUCAGAGAUGACAUUUUGUUUAUUCUCAAAGACAGCAGGCUGGAUUUCAUCUACGACCUCUUUGAACGUGUCGGCAGCAGAGGUGGAGACGAGACUCUAAAGAUGGGCACAGCUCGCCGUAAGCCCACCGUCAGCUCUCAGUUCAGGGACUCUCUUCAUUCCCUGAUGGCCACGUUAAGCGCCUCCAACCCUUUCUUUGUGCGCUGCAUCAAACCAAACAUGGACAAGAAGGCCAAUCAGUUUAACCCAGAUGUUGUCCUGAACCAGUUGAGAUAUUCUGGGAUGCUGGAAACUGUGAAGAUACGCAAGGCAGGAUUCCCAGUCCGCAGGCCCUUUAAGGACUUCUACAGCAGGUACAAGAUGAUCCUAAAAAACAAAAUCCACUCGGACGAUGAGAAGUAUUGCUGCUCAGAGCUGCUCACACUUCAUGACAAAACCAAGCGAGAGUGGCAGCUGGGGAAGACAAAGGUGUUCUUGAAGGAGGCGCUGGAGCAAAGGCUGGAGAAGGAGAGGGGAGAGGUGCGGCGCAGGGCUGGCAUGGUGAUCCGCGCCCACAUCCUCAGCUAUGUGGCAAGGAAACAAUACAAGAGGAUUCUGUCCAGCGUGGUCACCAUCCAGAAGAACUACCGCGCUCACUUUUGGAGACGCGCCUUCCUGCGCCUGCGCCUGGCCGCCGUCGUCCUGCAGAAACACCGCAGGGGCCAGCUCGCCAGGUCCCUCUGUCGCAAGCUCAGGGAGGAGAGGCAGAAACGAGAGGAGGAGGAGAGGCAGAGGAGAGAGGAGGAGGAGAGGCGGCGACUAGAGGAGGAGGAGAGGAGGAGGAUGGAGGAGAGGAGGAAGAAGGAACAGGAGGAGAGGAGGUUGAGGGAAGAGGAGGAGCAGAGGCUGAUUAAGGAGAAAGAAGAGGAGCAGAAAUCGGCAGCUAAAGAAGAUAAAAUGAGGACCUCCCUUAUGAAUGGGGCUUGUCAAAAGAAGGAGCUGAGCCAGACGCUGUCCUACAGCCACACCACUGAGGAGGAGAGUCGUCAGAUGGAGGAGAUCCUGCGGCUCGAAAGAGAGAUCGAGCGCCUGCAGAAGCAGCAGGAGGACGGCGUGUCCCUACUCGGGGAUGUCUCCCAGGAGGAGCUGCGUCAGAUGAGGGAUGCUGAGAUCUACAGGCUAGAGAAGGAAGCUUCACGUGUGGCCACUGAGUUCCUGGAGCUGCUGGACUUCGGUGGUUUGGAGCCGUCGCUCUCAAGUGAGGAGAACCUCCACGAGUCGAAUGAAUCUACAGCUCCUCUGGCUGAGGAGGAGGUGGAUGAGGGCUUCCCCACAGAGGACGAGUGUGUUCCUUUACCUGACUUUCCUCCUCCAGCUGUGGUUCCUCUUGACAGGGAUGUUUUUCAAAGUAUCCCCCCUCCUCCACCUGCUUUUGCAGGGGGAGUAGUGGUCUCCCCACCUUCUGCAGUCACCCUUAACGGACUGGAUCAUCUUCCAACACACUCCCAGACCUGCCCCCCUCCACCUCCACAUGUGUUAACUAAUGGAGGAAGAGCCUCAGAUUUUAAACCCAUGAAGGAGGGGCCAUCACACUCAAACUUUCCAGACGCAGAGUCGGACUAUGACCAGGAAGAGUUCGAGGAGGCUCAUGGGAGCUCUGCUGCCAGCAUCAUCGACGGUCAUCUAACGGAUGAGGAGGUGCUGCGAGAAUCCUCCUGCACCCACAACAGUCUGGACUCCUUCAGAGGCAGCUCGGACUCGUUCAUUGACAGUGACGAUGAAAACGACGGCUACGUGGACACAGAUGAGGAGAUUUCCAACGGGAGAGUGAAUCUGCUGAAUGGCAGCGGGCCUCCAUACUUCCAUGGCUACCUCUACAUGAAGAGUGGCCUCAUGAUCCCAUGGCGCCGCCGCUGGUGUGUCCUCAAAGAUGAGACGUUCAUGUGGUUCCGGGCCAAGCAGGACUCCCUCAAAUCUGGCUGGCUUUACAAGAAAGGAGGAGGGAUGUCCACUUUGUCUCGCCGCAACUGGAAAAUGCGCUGGUUUGUCCUGCGUGAGUCGAAGCUCACAUACUUUGAGAAUGACAGCGAGGAGAAGCUGAAAGGGACCAUCGAUAUCCGAGCAGCCAAGGAGAUAGUGGACAAUCACGAGAAGGAAAACGCAUUGAACAUUGUGACUGAGGAGAGGACCUACCACAUCUACGCAGAGUCCCCUGAAGACGCCAGCGGUUGGUUCAUUGUGCUGAGUCGGGUCCACAGCGCCAGCCCGGAGCAGCUCAUGGAGAUGCACCACGAACAAGCCAACCCAAAGAAUGCUGUGGGAACAUUAGACGUCGGUUUGAUCGAUUCUGUUUGUGCGUCAGAUAACCCGGACAGACCGAACUCUUUUGUGAUCAUCACAGCCAACCGAGUGAUCCACUGUAAUACAGACACGCCAGAGGAGAUGCACCACUGGAUCGGCCUGCUGCAGAAAUCAAAGGGAGAUACCAGAGUUGAUGGACAGGAGUUCUUAGUCAGAGGUUGGCUGCAUAAAGAGAUGAAGUCAGGAGCCAAGAGCACAUCUCUGAAGCUGAAGAAGCGCUGGUUUGUUCUCACCACAAACUCCCUCGAUUACUACAAGUCGUCUGAGCGCAACGCCACGAAACUGGGAACGCUGGUCCUGAACAGCCUCUGCUCCGUGGUGCAGCCCGAUGAGAAAACCUUCAAGGACACGGGUUACUGGAAUAUAGUUAUUUAUGGGCGUAAACACUCGUACCGGCUUUACACGAAACUGCUGAAUGAAGCCAUGCGGUGGGCGAAUGCCAUUCAGGGAGUAAUAGAAAACAAAGUUCCCAUCGAAACACCAACUCAGCAACUCAUCAGAGACAUCAAGGAGAGCAGCCUGAAUGUGGAGGCCGUGGAACAGACGUACUGGAGGAACCCCAUCCUGCGAUAUACCCAGCAUCCUUUGCACUCCCCCCUUCUACCUCUGCCUUAUGGAGACGUCAGCGUCCACUUGCAAAAGGAAAAGGGUUAUACGAGCCUGCAGGACGAGGCGGUGAAGAUUUUCAACUCCCUGCAGGAGAUGGAGGCCGUGUCCGAUCCCGUGCCCAUCAUCCAGGGAAUCCUGCAGACCUGCCAAGACUUGAGGCCACUAAGGGACGAGGUUUACUGUCAACUCAUCAAACAAACAAACCACGUCCCGCACCCCAACAGCCCCGCCAAUCGUGCCCACUGGCAUCUCCUGGCCUGCAUGAGCUGCACCUUCCUGCCAAGCCGAGGAAUCCUGCGCUACCUCAAGUUCCACCUGAAAAGGAUUAAGGAGCUGUUCCCCGGAACAGAAAUUGAAAUGUUUGCCCACUUCAUCGGGGAGUCUCUUAAGAAGACAAAGGCGAGGGAGUUUGUUCCUUCCCAAGAGGAGAUCAUGGCACUUCUUACCAGACAGGAAAUGACCACCACAGUCUACUGCCAUGGAGGAGGCUCCUGCAAGAUCUCCAUCAACUCCAACACCACUGCUGGAGAGGUCGUGGAGAAGCUGAUCCGAGGUCUGGCCAUGGAGGACAGCAGGAACAUGUUUGCUCUCUUUGAGCAUAACAGCGCUGUCGACAAAGCCGUGGAAAGUAGAGUCAUUGUGGCUGACGUGUUGGCCAAGUUCGAAAGACUGGCUGGCAGUGAGGAAGCUCAGGAUGAAGGCCAAUGGAAGCUGUAUUUCAAACUCUACUGUUUCUUGGAUGUGGAAAGCAUGCCUAAGGAAGGAGUGGAGUUUGCAUUCAUGUUUGAGCAGGCCCAUGAGAGUUUGACCCGAGGUCACUUCCCUGCUCGUGAAGAGACCCUGCAGCACCUGGCAGCUCUGCGCCUGCAGUUCCUGUUCGGGGACAAAGCCCGGGUCACGUGGAGCCUGGAGAGCGUCUACCCUGUCGGGCGCCUGCGCAAUCGAAUCCUACAAUUCACAAAAGCAGGCGGGGCAUCAGGGUCGGGUCAGACUCUGGAGCGGCGGAGGACCAGCUUCCUGGACAACACGCUGCGCCGGGGGCUGAAGACGGGCUCCAUGAAGAAGCAGCGCAUGGAGGAGGAGCAGAUGCUGGAGAUGUGGAUCAAGGAGGAGAUGUCUGCCACCAGGGCAAGCAUUGUGGAGAAGUGGUCUCGCCUCAAGGCUUUGGAUCAGCACCAGGCCAUGCUGAAAUACAUGACCAUCAUCAAGGAGUGGCCUGGAUAUGGAUCCACUCUGUUUGACGUUGAGUGUAAAGAAGGAGGGUUCCCUCAUGAUCUGUGGUUGAGCGUGAGUGCUGAGAACGUGUCUGUCUACAAAAGAGGAGAGCCUAAGCCUCUGGAGACCUUCCCGUAUGAGCACAUCGUCUUCUUCGGUGCUCCACAGCCGUGCACUUACAAGAUCACCGUGGACGAGAGAGAAAUGUUCUUUGAGACACCAGAGGUUGGAGAGAUCACAAAGAUCAUGAAAGCCUACAUAAACAUGAUCGUGAAGAAGCGCUGCAGUGUCAAGUCUGUGUCCAGUUAUGGAACCAACUGGAUCAGGUGAUGUGUUCGAGGCGUCGCAGUAUGAUUUCUGGAGUGGAGGUUUUGACUUGAGCCAUGAAGCAACACGAACAAUCUCCAUCCAGGAGGAAAUCUUUCAAUACAGA
Messenger RNA from Nematolebias whitei (Rio pearlfish), 6301 nucleotides. RefSeq names its product myosin X, like 3 (gene myo10l3). The coding region runs from base 1 to 6198 and encodes 2065 amino acids. Gene Ontology annotation, cellular component: myosin complex; cytoskeleton. Gene Ontology annotation, molecular function: protein binding; ATP binding; cytoskeletal motor activity. The record is from RefSeq and is a predicted model, not a curated record. Lineage: Eukaryota; Metazoa; Chordata; Actinopteri; Cyprinodontiformes; Rivulidae. Gene Ontology annotation, biological process: signal transduction. The transcript is spliced from 41 exons.